AUGGUCACGCCCGUUGGCGGAGUGGGCGACAUCCUCGUCAUUUCAAAGCUCGUCUAUAAGACGGGUCUGGAGCUGAAAAGUUGUCCCGAGUCGGCCUCUGUAUAUCAAGACCUCAUUCUCGAGCUCGACGCUCUCGACCGUGCAUUGAAAAAUAUUUACACUGUUCGGCCGGGGACAUAUGAGUUGAGGACGUUGGACGCCGUUCGUGCCUUGGCAUCAGUUUGCCAAAGAUCGUUGGAAGAAUUCUUGGGGAAGAUUGAAAAGUUCAAGAAAGGUCUCGGGACGUCGCACGCUACCAAGCAUCCCUUUAGGAGACUUAGCCGUGGCUUGCAAUGGUCCUUUGCUUGGAAAGACGAAGUCGAGAAUCUGCGUAAGAGGUUGAUCCCCAAAGUCUCUACCAUCUUACUCCUUCUCGCGACACAGACAACUGAAACACUUGCCAAAGCUGAGCUAGACCGAGCCGACCUUGCCCAGGCCGCUACUGAGACUCAAAUCGCCAUUUUGCAACGCUUGGAGAAUACCAAUCUAACUGGAUAUUCGAAAAUUGACCAAGUUGUCGGCCAAGAAAGAGCAAUUUCAGACAGUUUGCUAGCUCAAAAUGGGUUGCUUCGUGAAAUUCAACAUCAAGCGACCACCAAUCCCCAAAUGAUAUCAUUGUCUGGCGACAUAUCAGCUGUGCAACGGCAAGUCGCUGUCAUCAAAGCCGAUACCACUUCUAUCAUUGACUUCAUGGCCAAGAUGAUGGUAUUCUUUAUGGAACGUGUUUCGAGAAUACAGCAGAUUGCUGAGCUUAUCUCGGGCUCUGUACAGCUGACUACAAACAUGACAAGAGACGUGCUGCAGACCAUGGCAUCCCUUCUUCAGGAGUUUUGGGAAGUUCGAGGGCAGCUCGCUCGAAUUGAGCAUUCCUUGCCCAUGAGAAUAGACUGUCCAAUGGUCCAGUUUCGAGAUGCUUUCAAGAAUGUCACCCUAUUUCCCUACCAUGUCUUUAGACAGUGGGAAGGUGCCAGAAGAUUGGUUGCCGCCAUCUUUGUGAAUCGGCGAGGACUGCGUCGUGUGGAAAUGGGUCACUGGUUCGUUACACAUGUACGCCGAGGAACAAGACUCGAGCCACAAUUUUGGGACAAUGCUAUUGAACCGGGUGACGAGUUAUUCAUGACUAUGGUCUUUGAUAACAUCGAAGCACCAGAGGGCUUCUGUCCCAUUCCAUCUUGUAAGGCGGUUACGAGGAAUGAAGAGAUAAUAUAUGGGGGUCGCCACUGCCCGAAAUGUUAUCGCCUCGUCCAGAUUUCACAGGAGCCAGCCAUACCUGUCCAUGCAAUACGACAAUCGCGGCCAUGGAUCGACAAAGAUAGCCGUAGCUCUAUUUCCUCCACAGAUACCUCUCUUGCAAAGCCAUUCAUUGCAUGCAACUAUGGAUCCACGCAGACGCUGCAAGAAAACCCUAAGGCACCGCCAUCGGCAGCUGCUGGGCCAGCCGAUCUUGAAUGCGAUGACAUCGAAGAAUACUUUUCCGUUCAAGUGGUGGUUAAAACGCAACCAAACUUGGAGAAACAUGAGUUGAUUGACAGUCUGCACCAAGCCACGGAAACAAGAGUGGAAGAAGAGACCCCAUCUGUGGAUGCUGACAGAAGCUUUCGUGUAAUCGUGCAGAGUUCCACACACUUGAAGCUAACGCUCAGCGUUGUUGGGUCUGAUACGGUGAGACAUGUCAAGUCAAAAAUCGCCCGCCGCGAGAGAGCUCCUGCAGAAAAUCAACAGUUAACCUUCACCGGCAAACCAUUGAGAGAUGAGAAGACCUUGUCCGAAUACGGCAUUCAGCAAGAUGACACAAUUCAUUUGAUCAUUAUAUCCAAGAGAAAACGAAAAGAUGAUCACUCCUGCCGAGGUAUCAAAACAUGCGAAACAAUCGACAGGUCAUAUAAGAAAAGUUCCUCAUCAUUCUCUAGCGAAAGACCAUCGACUCCGCUGGCUUGUGGUGACGAUGGCGUUGCACUUCUCCGUAAGCAUAAGCCCAACGAUCUUGACACGACCUCCCAUAUGCCGAGUGCCAACGGUGGUUCUGAAUCUAACCUUGAUACCGAUCAACCUCCACAAACGCCGAGGGGCAAACCAAGUUGCGAUUUGCCUCCUGAAAUCGCGAAUUGGAAGUCAAAAUUCCCUAUUACAUCGCCGCUGACGACGGAUGAGGACAUCAGACAAGGUGAUGUUGCAUCUGGCGGCUCUAUCAAGGAUUGGAAUCUUCCUUUCCCAAUGGUUACUUUGUCCCGGUCUGUGUCCGAUGUCGAAUCAUUAAGGAAAUGGGUCUACGACUCGACUCUCUGCCACCACGGCCGAGACGCGCCAUCAACAGGCCUUGUGCGGGAUUUUUAUUUUCUCGUACUUCGACUCAAUGAGUCUAUGGAGAAAUUGAGGAGCACUUUACAGGGCGCUCAGUCUGCCGCAGAUCGGAAUAUGAUAGAAGGCUUCUUGACUUCUGGCGAUCGUCUUAAAUACAAACUUAUCAGGUACAUGAGGGAUUGCAAUGACGUGAAGCUCAGAAAUACUCAGGCGCGACACCAGGAAGCGCCGAUGACCGCACUUGCUGAUCUGGACUGCUUUAUCACAAUGUUCAAAGAAAACACCGUGUUAAAGGCGACGAAGAAGCUGACCCAAUCAUUCCGAUUAUGGAUUUACAGAUUUGAGGUCAAUUGUGGAUUUAUUGCCAAUUGCAACGGAGGCGCCUCUCCGGUUUUCACGACAGAGUCAAUUUUAAGUCUUGGGAUUCCAGAAGUUGUUCCGGAAGCGCCGUUCCCAAUGCCAGACGCUGUCCUAGGGUCGGGCAUUAUGGAAUCAGGUUUGCUUCCUCUUGGUGACUCGACCUGUGCAUGUUGA
Rhinocladiella mackenziei CBS 650.93 is the source of this 2874-nucleotide messenger RNA. RefSeq lists its product as uncharacterized. NCBI's taxonomy places the organism in Eukaryota, Fungi, Ascomycota, Eurotiomycetes, Chaetothyriales, Herpotrichiellaceae. The record is from RefSeq and is a predicted model, not a curated record. The transcript is spliced from 2 exons. Gene Ontology annotation, molecular function: protein binding. Bases 1 to 2874 code for a protein of 957 amino acids.